AUGCAGCCAAGCGACGCACGCUUCAGUGUGGCGGCGAUAGUCGCAGACAAGCACGAUGCACUCCGCGCACUCAACGACAAGAUCCAUGUAAACCCGGAGCUGGGUUAUAAGGAGUUCAUCGCCCAUGAUACGCUAUCCGCCUUCCUGGAGUCUCACGGCUUCUCAGUGACUCGCUCCGCCUAUGGACUGGAGACGUGCCUUGAAGCACGAUGGCCAGCCGGCCCAACUGUGGCGGGCUCACCCUCGGCAACCUUCUGCGCCGAGUAUGAUGCCCUGCCGGAGAUCGGACAUGCCUGCGGGCACAACUUGAUCGCCACGGCCUCAGUGGCAGCGUCCAUAGCCCUAGCACAGACGCUGGAGAGAGCGAAGAUUCCUGGAACGGUCCGACUUUUGGGAACGCCAGCUGAAGAGGGUGGCGGAGGCAAAGUGAAACUCAUCGACGCCGGUGCUUUCUUGCCUUUCGACAGAACUCGGCCUGAAGUCGCGCUUAUGGCUCAUCCUGUGUCGUUCAAGUCGUUUACGAUGCAAGAAAAGCUUCCACCAUCCACCAAGUUUCUAGCCGGGUUCCGCUGUAUCGCCUCCGAGGAGCUUCAGAUCGAGUUCUUUGGCCGGUCUGCGCACGCGGGAGGAGAGCCAUGGCUCGGCCGCAACGCUCUUGAUGCAGCUGUCACUGCUUAUACUGCCAUGAGCCAGCUGCGACAGCACAUUCGGGCAGACGAGCGAGUGAAUGUGAUCAUCAAUCACGGCGGAGAUGCCCCGAAUGUGAUUCCAGCAUACGCCAGCUUGCUGUGCAUCCUUCGGGCGCCGACCAAAGUUGCUCUUGAAGAUAUCUCUAGCCGAGUACGGGCAUGUGCUGCAGGUGCGGCGCAAGUGGCUGGCUGUGAAGUAAAAGUCAAGCUGACGGAGCCGGCGUACCUGGAUUUGCGGGUGGUUGACGCCAUAUCAACCGUGUGUGCUGAAGAGAUAGUCGAGGUAGAGGGUGGUAAUACUGCUGCUGUGGUCGCACACAGUGACUUUCAGCGAACAAUUUCUACCGACAUGGGCAAUGUUUCGUACGUGCUGCCCUCAUUGCAUGCGAUCUAUGGGAUUCCUUCGCAAGAGGGCGCCAGCUGUCACGACCCGCGCUUCACCGAGGCAUCAGGGAGCGAUGAAGCAUUUGAGACUGCUUUGAGAGUGGGCAGAGGGUUGGCAAUGCUAGGAUGGAGAUUCAUCACCGAGCCGGAGCUCACGCAUAAAGUAGCUGAGCAGUACUUAAGCUCAUAA
This is a messenger RNA of Phaeoacremonium minimum UCRPA7, 1263 nucleotides long. Its product is annotated as putative metal-dependent amidase aminoacylase carboxypeptidase protein. Gene Ontology annotation, molecular function: dipeptidase activity. The transcript has a single exon. Lineage: Eukaryota; Fungi; Ascomycota; Sordariomycetes; Togniniales; Togniniaceae. The record is from RefSeq and is a predicted model, not a curated record. Bases 1 to 1263 code for a protein of 420 amino acids.